Perkinsus marinus ATCC 50983 is the source of this 450-nucleotide messenger RNA. Its product is annotated as calmodulin, putative. The record is from RefSeq and is a predicted model, not a curated record. Gene Ontology annotation, molecular function: calcium ion binding; enzyme regulator activity. Bases 1 to 450 code for a protein of 149 amino acids. Lineage: Eukaryota; Perkinsozoa; Perkinsida; Perkinsidae. The transcript has 6 exons.
AUGGCCGAUCAACUCACUGAAGAGCAAAUCGCCGAGUUCAAGGAGGCGUUCUCGCUGUUCGACAAGGACGGUGAUGGAACUAUCACUACCAAGGAACUUGGCACUGUGAUGCGAUCUCUAGGACAGAACCCGACAGAGGCCGAGUUGCAGGAUAUGAUCAACGAGGUCGAUGCUGAUGGAAACGGCACGAUCGACUUCCCGGAGUUUCUGUCGUUGAUGGCGCGUAAAAUGAAAGACACCGACACCGAAGAGGAACUCAUCGAAGCUUUCAAGGUGUUCGAUCGUGAUGGAAAUGGAUUCAUCUCCGCUGCCGAGCUGCGUCACGUUAUGACCAAUCUCGGCGAGAAACUCACCGAUGAGGAAGUCGAUGAGAUGAUUCGCGAGGCUGAUGUUGACGGUGAUGGACAAAUUAAUUACGAGGAGUUUGUUCGUAUGAUGAUGGCGAAGUAA